Messenger RNA from Neurospora tetraspora, 404 nucleotides. RefSeq lists its product as uncharacterized. The record is from RefSeq and is a predicted model, not a curated record. Lineage: Eukaryota; Fungi; Ascomycota; Sordariomycetes; Sordariales; Sordariaceae. Bases 151 to 390 code for a protein of 79 amino acids. The transcript has a single exon.
GUCAAUUUGAUCCCGCUCGACAUUAUUCUCGGUUUGCAACCAGCGUACUGGCCCUUGAAACGGAUCCCCGGACGUCAUCUCAUUGGGAUAAGUCUCAUAUGCAUCUUGAUCCCCAACUUCGAGCCUUCUGAUGCCUUUCUGGAAGUUACCAUGGCCUCUUCAAGAGAAGAGCUCCUUUCCCAGCACUAUCUACGGCAACUGAGCAUCGAUGACUAUCAAAGGUCUUUGAGUCACCAUCAUCGGCGAGUUGAAGGCGAAGGCUCUUUCCACCAUCAUCCUUCGUUCCAGUCAUAUGAACCAAGGCACACAGAGGAACCACAGUCGUCACUCGAUGAGCCAGUUCCACUCCAAAAUGAUCCACAACAACAAUUGCCUACAAACACCAAAUGACUGCAAUCAAGCCC